Racocetra persica is the source of this 1290-nucleotide messenger RNA. The record is from the annotation of a GenBank genome assembly. NCBI's taxonomy places the organism in Eukaryota, Fungi, Glomeromycota, Glomeromycetes, Diversisporales, Gigasporaceae.
AAUAUAGUCAGAUUUUUAAAUGAAUAUAAUAUCGAACUAUUUGAUAAAAAAAUUGACGAAUACCUUAAAAGCCUUGAAAAGAUUGAUAGGGAGGAAAGAAUGAGACAAAAAAAAGCAUGUCAGCUCCUUGACAGAUAUCGAAAGAAUUCUAGACCAGAUUAUAAAAUCGCAAAAUCCUGGAAAAAGGAAUGUAUAUGCAAACAAAUUCACCUAUACCAACCAAUAAGUGAAACUGUAAAUGGGUCAAUUAACACAGUUAACAGAAUCAUGAAUGGGGAAAAAGUUGGAACCAUUAACAAACAAGAAAAUCCUCCACUCAGAAGGACACCGAGAAAAAUAAGUAGAGUAAUUUACACUGAAAACUCAAAUAAAGUGAAUAAUACCAGCAAGCAAACCUACAAAAAAAUAUCAGAUGAAGAUUCUGAAGUUAAUAAUGAUAAUGAGAUUGACAAUGAGAUUAAUGAAGAUGACAAUGAAGAUAACUGCAAAGAUAACGACGAAAAUGACUACGAAGAUGAUGACGAGAAUGAAGAUGAGAAUAUUGACGAAGAUGACAAUGAGAAUAAAGGCGAAGAUGAAAACAAAGACAAGAAGGCCAAGAAGAGAAAGAAGUUGAAGAAAAAGUUGAUUGAUGAUUUUAUUUUGAGAUUUAAGGUGAUAAAUGCAGAUGACAAAUGGAAACUUCCUUCGAGCAGAUUUGUUGAAGACGUCUUAUAUGAUUGGGCAGUGACCCACCAUUCUGAAACACUUGCACACUCAUUUAUAUUAGAUACUGAUUGUCAGAAAGUUAUGGAUCUGUUUAGUCUUGAGGAAAAUGAGACAAUUUUAAAUACUAAUAAAAAGUCUUUUCCGGCCGUACAAGAUGAUAUCAAAAAAUAUAUCAUGAAAUAUUACAAGGGCAGGAAGGUUGAUAUAUUACUAAAACUUUGUAAUAGCUCAAUAGAAAUACUAGCUGAAGAGGUAGCUAGGACAGGAGAUAUUCAUGAUAAAAAAUAUUUAGGAGAUAGAAUAAAACUAUUAAAGCUUAUAAAAGAUAUGUUUGAUACGAUAAUUAAAUCACUUCCACCAACUACAAUUGAAAAUUACGAGAGUCUUGAAUACAACUUUUUAGUAAAAAAUAAAAGCACUGUUUAUAUUAUGGAUCACCCUGAAGAAAUUAUUUCGCGAUUAACUAAAAAAGCACAAUUAGAAGCCCCUAUAUAUAUUGAAGGGAUCAUCCAAAUAAUUGAAAAAAUAGAAAGCGAUGAAUUAGAAGUUCAAGUCUUUCAAGAAAAUAAUACAGGUGUUUGA